AUGACUUCUACCCCUACUUUCAACCACAACUGCGUUGCUGUUUCUAUUCCACCACCCGAGCAUUCCCAACCCAGAGAUCCAUUAACUAAGCUUGAACUACGACAUGACAGUGCUGAUCUGGCAUCUGAAGCACCAUCUGAUCUCAUGCGGUCUUAUGUCAAGCAUGUAGUGGAUAUGCUUGCUCAAAUGGACAUAGGAAGCCCUGAAUACUCUUCUGAAGCAUGUCAACGUGAUUUCCAUCAUCUCUACCUCCAAACGACUACAUAUUUCGCGCAACCAUCACACAAGCUGGCCGUCGAUACAAGAACGGCGCAGACGUUGAUCCAAACAAUGGUGCGCUUUGUCAGUUAUUGCUGGCCUGGACACUCUCUCAACGUAAAGAAAGACCUCUGCAUAUUGUUUGUCUACUAUGGAGUCUUGGACGAUUGGUAUAAAGACAACUUGACAGAAGGCAUGCAACACUUCUCUAAGGACAUGAUCAAGGGUCUCGAGCAAAAGAAUACUUGGUGGCAAGCUUCUAUCAAGGCUGCUGGAUCGAACAACAUGACUUUCAAGGUUUCCCAGGCUCUUACAACUAUCCUGAUUUUCUCCGCAGACUCAACGGGUUUGAUUCCCUCCAUCGCUGCCGUCAUCUCAGAAGUCGAGCAAUGGGAACUCUACGUCAACGACCUCUUGAUCACUUCGUCCAACAAUGCACUGGUUAAAAUUCUGCCACACGUGGACCCGGAGAUGGAAACAGUAGUCCGCGAUCUCAUGUCUGGAUACACGGCAUUUCACUUUACUGAUGCUCGGUAUCGUAUGUCUGAGCUUGUGGAACAUGCUGAGAAUCUAGGACUCGAGGGUGCACAGGAGUUGCGGAGGUUCUAUGAGAUUGCCCAAGCUGGCGGUGACCAAGGUCCAUCCCGAUGGGCUGUGCCCUCGCUACAGGAACUGACAGAAAGCUAUGGCAACUGA
This is a messenger RNA of Aureobasidium musti, 954 nucleotides long. The record is from the annotation of a GenBank genome assembly. Lineage: Eukaryota; Fungi; Ascomycota; Dothideomycetes; Dothideales; Saccotheciaceae.